Messenger RNA from Gopherus flavomarginatus (Mexican gopher tortoise), 2385 nucleotides. It is a transcript of the gene PHYHIPL, whose product is annotated as phytanoyl-CoA 2-hydroxylase interacting protein like. Gene Ontology annotation, molecular function: protein binding. The transcript has 5 exons. The coding region runs from base 294 to 1286 and encodes 330 amino acids. The record is from RefSeq and is a predicted model, not a curated record. Gene Ontology annotation, cellular component: cytoplasm. NCBI's taxonomy places the organism in Eukaryota, Metazoa, Chordata, Testudines, Testudinidae.
CAAUUUUUAUAUGCAUUUUUCUUAGGCUUUUCCCACUGUCAAUGUAGGCAGGUUUUGUCUGGGAAACUCUCAAGUUAAUUUAUAAUAAAAUUGCACUCACAUCUCCAUCCAUGCUCAAAGUAAUGGAAAUAGGUUGGAAACUUUCCUAAAAGCAACAUUCAAAGGCAAGUGUUUUCUUUAAAUCAACAGGAGAGAGAUUUGCUGCGUAUCAGUUCAAGUUACUCAUCUGUUCAUAGAUAUGUGGCUGUUUCUGUGGAAUAAGGAAUAAAUCACAAGAUAGUGGGAUUGCAGAGAUGGAGGAACUUCCAGUCCCACACAAUAUCAAAAUAAGUAACAUCACAUGUGAUUCUUUCAAGAUUUCAUGGGACAUGGAUUCUAAAUCCAAGGACCGUAUUACUCACUAUUUUAUUGAUCUAAACAAGAAAGAGAACAAGAAUUCCAACAAAUUUAAACACAAGGAUGUACCCACUAAACUGGUUGCAAAAGCUGUUCCUCUCCCUAUGACUGUUCGUGGACACUGGUUCUUGAGCCCAAGAACGGAAUAUACAGUAGCAGUGCAGACAGCAUCAAAGCAAGUUGAUGGGGAUUACGUUGUUUCUGAGUGGAGUGAAAUCAUAGAGUUUUGUACAGGAGAUUAUUCAAAAGUUCAUUUAACACAGCUUUUGGAAAAAGCUGAAGUGAUUGCAGGACGUAUGCUUAAGCUUUCUGUUUUUUAUCGGAAUCAGCACAAAGAAUACUUUGAUUAUAUCAGAGACCAACAUGGAAAUGCAAUGCAGCCUUCUGUCAAGGAUAACAGUGGUAGCCAUGGCUCUCCAAUCAGUGGGAAGUUGGAAGGCAUCUUCUUCAGCUGCAACACUGAGUUUAACACAGGGAAGCCACCACAAGAUUCACCUUAUGGAAGAUACAGGUUUGAGAUUUCAGCCGAAAAACUUUUCAAUCCAAAUACUAACUUGUACUUUGGGGACUUCUACUGCAUGUAUACAGCUUAUCACUAUGUCAUUCUUGUUAUUGCCCCUGUUGGCUCACCAGGAGAUGAAUUCUGUAAGCAGCGCCUUCCUCAGCUAAAUUCAAAGGAUAAUAAAUUUCUGACCUGCACUGAAGAAGAUGGCAUCAUGGUUUAUCACCAUGCCCAGGAUGUUAUUUUAGAAGUAAUUUACACUGAUCCUGUGGAUCUUUCCCUUGGCACAGUUGCAGAAAUUACUGGUCAUCAGGUAAUGAGCUUGUCUACUGCAAAUGCAAAAAAAGAUCCCAGUUGCAAGACCUGCAACAUCAGUGUUGGACGUUAAUCCCUACCCCAUUACUUAGGAGCCUUUGAAUCUCUGUUGUCCAUUUCCAUUGUCAGAUGUUCUCUUCAGAAGCAUGCACAUGCCGCUGUCACCAAAAGCAAACACCAGUUUUUCAAAUUCAUUAAUAGCAUUUUUAGUAUAACUUCCCUCCUUCCUUCUAAUAGUUUAUAGCAUUAGGGGAACAGAAGUCCUGGAUUUUCUUUCUGACAUUUACACCUAGAUGCUGCAAUUUUUGUUUGUUUGUUUGUUCCUGGCCAAACAUAACAAAAACCUAUAUAAAAUGCUUUAGCAAAAUACAAAUAAUGGCUUAUAAUGGUGUUUAAAUAUGCAUUUAUUUUAAUCUACUGAACAAACACUGGGAUAACUCCAAACAGCAUGAAAGGUUGUAAUUGCAGCAUGAUUUAAAUCUCGAAGCCUAGAAAUGUCAGCACUUCCAACUUGUUGUUUGACAGUGUUAUUUAUAUUAGCUAACUGGAAACAAAAAUUGUGUUUAAACAUAAUAAAUAUAAUAGAAAAAUAUUUUAUUUGUACUGUUGUAUAAAAUAUUAUACAAUCAUAUAGAAUAUAUAGAGUACAUUUUAAUAGCAGUUGUAUACAUGUGUCAUGAAACCAUUUUCUCUUAUCAAAGAUGUAGUUUGUAAACCUCAAAUAGUUGUGUAUCUGUUCCUGUUGCUCUUAGAUUACUUUAAUUAAAACAGAUUUAGAAAGGAGAUCAUUCUGAUUCAUGAAAGUUAUAAAUUGUCAAGUCAAUACAGUGAAACAGCAAACCUCAUAGAAAUAAAAAAAAAACAUCCACAUUGUGUAGUGGUCACACUUUUUCCUCAAACCAUUUGAAAAUGUGUACUACUUAAAAUCAUGCUGAAACAUUACAUACAAUAUAAAUACAAACAUGGUUGGUAUAGAAUAGACUUCAGAAAAUGAACGUUUCCUUAAGAUAGCAAAACAGGUGGCUUAUAUGCAGUUAAUACAAAAUGUCAAUUUAAACAAAACACUAAAUAUGGUGCAACACAUUUCCUUUUUAAGCUCUUCCUUCAUAUUUGGGUUAGACAUUUCCCCAUUAUACCUGCCUUUGAUUUGUAAUGAAAAAUACAAAAUGCCG